UCUUAUCAUAUAUAAGUAAUCAUUUGUCACACCAUUCAUCUUAAAUCAUCAACAUUUCCUAGCUUACAUUAAUAAAACCUCGAAAAAGCUACUUAUUAUCUGAAAAAAUUCAAGAUUUUGCAGCUGAUCUUAGAUGGAGAGUGGAACUAGUGAUGGAAGCUGUGUAAGGUUGCAGAUAGCUGAGCUGAAGUCGAAGCUAAGCGAAACAGGGAGUUCAGCUGGCACCAUUUAUGAGCCUGGAAUUAGUGUCGAAAAAGGGGAGAGUAGUAAUUUUAGUCCUGAUGAUUCUUUAAGGAGAAAUAGCCACAGGGCACCAGAACAGAAGCUGACAUUGUUUGCUCUGAGGCUGGCUGUGCUGGAGAAAGCUGCGACAGGGUUGGGAACAUUAGGCUUCAUCUGGGCCACCGUGGUUUUGCUAGGCGGAUUUGCUAUUACUCUUGACAAGACAGAUUUUUGGUUUAUUACCAUUAUAUUGUUGAUUGAAGGGACAAGAAUUUUCAGCAGGAGUCAUGAGCUUGAGUGGCAGCAUCAGGCCACGUGGUCGAUUGCUGAUGCUGGAAUCAAUAGCUUUCGUGCAAUCAGAUCAAAUUCACGGUCUGUGAUCACAACUGUCAAGUCCUUUUUCAGGCCUGUUGUGAAGGCUAGUCAACAUGGUAGAGAGAUCACAAGGAAUAGGAAGAUGGAAAUUCAGAAGAAGGCGCCUAGUCGGGUGUGGACUACUACAGAUGUUCCACUUCUUCCGUAUGCUCCUUGGGUUUUCUUGUCAAGAAAUGUUAGUAAACUUCUUUACUGGCUUCAACUUGCAUCUGCAAGUGCUUGUGUUGGUCUGUCUCUGGUGAAGCUUGUUAGGCAUAAUUAUGGGGAAGUAGCUAAAGGGGAUACAGACAAGAGGAAUAGACAAGCAGCUCUCAAUAUUUUUUAUUCCUUGGCAUUGGCAGAGGCUCUGCUGUUUUUGCUUGAGAAAGCUUAUUGGGAAUGGAAAGUCAUUUGUUGUAGAUUGUUGGAACAAGUUAAUAAAGAAUGUGAACUUGGCCCCUCAGGUAUGGUUUCAAUCAGAAGAUUUUUCUAUGACGCGUACUCCAGAUGCGUUUCAGGAAGCAUUUUUGAUGGCCUUAAAAUGGACAUGGUAUCAUUUGCCAUGGAUCUCUUGGCCUCAAGUUCUCCUGAUGAGCAGCUGAUUGGAGCACAAAUUCUACGAAGCUUUGCAGCAAAUGAUCGGUUUUCAGAUGAUACGCUACAGAAGAUUGGAAUAUCAAUAUCAGUGAUGGAAAGGUUAGUAGAGAUGUUGAACUGGAAAGAUCCACAAGAAGAAGAAAUAAGGCAUUCAGCAGCCGAGAUUCUGUCAAAACUAGCUGGGAAGAAACAAAAUUCCCUUCGAGUUGCAGGCAUACCUGGUGCUAUGGAAUCAAUAUCCUCUCUUUUACAUGUCAGUAGGACUUCCACUGCUGCAGCUGAUGAGAUAUUUGAAAAGAAGAUCAUCUUUGACAGCGAAAAUUAUGGGGUUUGGACAUUUAACCAUUUGGGGCUUCUCAUUCUCAAGAAGCUUGCCCGUGACCAUGACAACUGUGGAAAGAUUGGAAACACAAGAGGACUAUUACCAAAGAUCAUUGAUUUCACUCAUGCAGAUGAGAGGUUACUCAAAAAUGGCAAGGCUUCACCAUCUCAAAUUUUGACUGUCAAAAGAUCUUUGCAAGUUGUGAGGAUGCUUGCAAGUACAGCAGGUGCCACAGGAAAACAGCUCCGCAAAGAGAUUUCUGAGGUAGUUUUGACAAUCAGCAACAUAAGGGAUAUAUUAAGAUGCGGUGAAAAACAUCCAGUGUUACAAAAACUAGGCAUAGAGAUUUUAACUAGUCUGGCAUUGGAGGAAGAUGCAACCGAAAGAAUUGGAGGAACAGGUGGAUUACUCAAGGAAUUGUUCAACAUUUUCUUUAAACAGGAGAUCCCAGAUAAUCAGAACCAUGUAAAGAUUGCUGCCGGAGAAGCACUAUCAAUGUUAGUACUAGAAAGCAAGAACAAUUGUCAUCGGAUCUUGAAGCUUAAUGUAACUGAACAGCUUGUCAGUGCAUUAGAGAUUCCAGUGCUUCAUGUAAAUGCAGCAAGAAUACUGCGAAACUUGUGUAGCUACAGCGGAUCACAUUGUUUUGACAAACUAAGAGACAUUACAACUGCAACACCUACUAUUCUUAAAGCAAUUAUGACAGCAGAGAAUAAGUUGCAAGAAGUAAUGAUUGGACUAGCAGCACAAGUUUUCAGAUAUAUGCCACCUAAAGAAUCAAGCAGCAUGUUCGAAAGAGCUGGAAUUCAUGAGGCAGAAUUAGCAGGAGCACUAGUCCAAAUUCUGAGGAAAUAUCCGUAUCCUCAAAUUAAGAUUCCAAGAAUAAGAAGGUUUGCGAUAGAGUUGGCAAUUUGGAUGAUGAGAGACAAAGAUACAAACAUAACAAUGUUCAGGGACUUGGGAAUGGUGAAGGAGCUGGAAAAUGUUAUAGAGACCACAUCAGAGCUUGAAAGUUUCAAUAUUUUCUCCGGUACUGUUGGGCUCAGCCGUCAUAGCACAACAAUCCAUUCACUAGUGGAAACCGCAAUGCAGUUGCUUGAAACUGAGUAAGUUACAGAAAUGAAAUAUUUGCAAGAAAAAAAGAGGAUGCUGAUGCUGAAGUUAUCUAAAUGUAAUAAGCCUGUACAUAUUACUGUAUUGUUGUUGUAGGAGAUUCUUUUAUUAUAUCAUUAUAUUUUUCAAAAGAAAUUUAACUGUAUUAAUAUU
Molecule: messenger RNA, 2761 nt
Organism: Daucus carota subsp. sativus
Lineage: Eukaryota; Viridiplantae; Streptophyta; Magnoliopsida; Apiales; Apiaceae
Exons: 2
Coding region: 134-2605 (823 amino acids)
Source: RefSeq, a predicted model, not a curated record